AUGGAAGCGUCAGUAGCGAAUUUGCCAGACUUGGCUAGUGCUGCUCUUGGAGGUCAAGUACUCUUUUGUACAGAUGAUUUCUUUGCUGUUGGAGAGAAUAUGAUAUUGUCUUCUGAGCCUAAAUGGGACCAGAACUUGUAUACUGCUCAUGGUAAAUGGAUGGAUGGAUGGGAAACUCGAAGAAAACGUAUGGCUGGUCAUGACUGGUGCAUCAUUCAACUCGGAAUAUCCGGAAUCAUCAAGGGUGUUGAAGCAGACACUGCCUUCUUCACUGGAAACCAAGCUCCCAAAAUAUCCAUUCAAGCUGCCUGUCUUGAAACAGAUGCCGUGAAACUGCCACGACGACGAUCGGAAAUGGGGACUGCAGCUACUCCUUCAGAAAUCGCUGCUGCGGAAGCUCUACACUCUGAAAAGUGGGAAGAGAUUCUUUCGAUCGUGGACUUGAAGCCUGGGUACCCUGAAACUCGAAAAAACACCUUUGCCAUCGAUAGCAACAAACGAUGGACUCACAUUCGAUUGAAUUUAUAUCCUGAUGGUGGUGUUGCUCGUUUGCGUGUACAUGGACAAGUCGCUCGAGACUGGUCCAAAGUAUCAAAGACCGAAACCAUCGAUUUGAUUGCUGUAGCGAAUGGGGGUGAAGGUGUUGCAUGCAGUAACCAACAUUACGGCAAACCAUCAAAUCUCAACCUACCAUCACGAUCAGCAGGCAUGUUCGACGGAUGGGAAACUGCUCGUGAUCCAAGUAGACCUGGAGUCUUCAAAGUCGGACCUGACGGCUAUCUCAUCUCUCCCAACUAUGAAUGGGCAGUCAUGAAACUGGGUCAUGUAGGAAACGUGCAUCAAGUUCAGGUUGACACUGAGCACUUCAAAGGCAACUUUCCUGAAUCCUGUCAUGUCCAGGGAACUGACUUUACAGGAGACGUCGCAGCCUUCCAAGAAUCAACUGCAAAGACAUCAUCUCGAAAACGUAAACAUGAUGAACCUGUAUGGUUUGACUUGGUACCAAGAUCACGAUUGUCUGCAAACCUUUUACAUAUCUUUGAUGCGCAAAACAUGAAUAAGAAGGUCACAUAUGUUAGAAUUACCAUAUUCCCUGAUGGUGGAGUGAGUAGACUGCGAGUCAUGGGAAACAUAGCAUAG
Messenger RNA from Synchytrium microbalum, 1140 nucleotides. It is a transcript of the gene DAL2, whose product is annotated as allantoicase. Gene Ontology annotation, molecular function: allantoicase activity. Gene Ontology annotation, biological process: allantoin catabolic process. Bases 1 to 1140 code for a protein of 379 amino acids. The record is from RefSeq and is a predicted model, not a curated record. Lineage: Eukaryota; Fungi; Chytridiomycota; Chytridiomycetes; Synchytriales; Synchytriaceae. The transcript has 7 exons.